Cladocopium goreaui is the source of this 466-nucleotide messenger RNA. The record is from the annotation of a GenBank genome assembly. Lineage: Eukaryota; Dinophyceae; Suessiales; Symbiodiniaceae.
CUGCUCUGCUUCCAGUGUGUCGUUCCCAUUGGUGCCAUGGCAGCGGUCAAAAGCAUCAGCAAGAAGACGGAGUUCGACAGCUGUUUGAAGCUGGAAAAGCUGGUGGUGUUCUACUUCUCAGCCAGCUGGUGUCAGCCAUGCCAUUUGAUGGCACCGAAAUAUGCGGAGUUGGCCAAUUUACCAGAAUUUGUGAAUAUCGACUUCGUCACCGUGGACAUCGAUGAAGCCGAGGAGAUUGCCGAUGCGGCUGGCAUCGAUGCAGUACCCACCUUCCAAAUCUUCCGCGGCGACGCGCAGGUGGGUGAGGAACUCGUGGGAGCGGAUGAAGUGAAACUGAAAGAUCGAUUGAAGGAAGCGAUUCGGCAGAAUGCUGCUGCAUGAGUCACGUGGUGAUUCGGACGCUUCGUGUGGAAAGUGACGGCAUGUUUAGGUCUAGGGGAGUCUAGGGUCCCAUGGGGAAUGUGAG